Molecule: messenger RNA, 447 nt
Organism: Effrenium voratum
Lineage: Eukaryota; Dinophyceae; Suessiales; Symbiodiniaceae
Source: the annotation of a GenBank genome assembly
AUGGCCGGGCGAUGGAACGCGGCACAGUGCCUCGAUGGAAGGCGAAGCCGAAAACAUCGAUGCAGGGCUCUUCCGGACUUCUCGCUUGCCCGGAGAGGCCGCGCUGGGAAAGCGGCGAAAGGUUCGCCACCACGAGAUCAGGUGGCUGUACCUGGCAACGGCGAGUGGCGAGCCGAGGCUUCCAGCUGCAAGCGCGCCCUGCGAGCGCCGUUUGGGUCGGUGGCUUCCAGCUGCAAGAAAACAGGGCACGCCCCUGGCGCACAAGCCGGAAGGCUCACCAGUGACGAGCUGUGCGUGGCGUCAGCCAGUCAGCCACCUGCCGCUGACGCCGGCCUCAUCGAGCGUGUGGCCAAGGGAGACGCAUUGCCGGACCAGGAGGUGGCCGGCCCGCGGCUCAGCAGUGCGCCUGGGAGGAGGAUCAGAUCCCGCCUGAAGACACGCCCAUGA